This is a messenger RNA of Physeter macrocephalus (sperm whale), 8917 nucleotides long. RefSeq names its product von Willebrand factor A domain containing 8 (gene VWA8). Gene Ontology annotation, molecular function: ATP hydrolysis activity; ATP binding. NCBI's taxonomy places the organism in Eukaryota, Metazoa, Chordata, Mammalia, Artiodactyla, Physeteridae. The record is from RefSeq and is a predicted model, not a curated record. The transcript has 45 exons. Gene Ontology annotation, cellular component: cytoplasm. Bases 726 to 6155 code for a protein of 1809 amino acids.
GUUUUGAAUAUGUCAACUUGAACCUGACUAUCAGGCACCUCAGAGUCUGUUGGUAUCCAUGCUUCGAGUUCUGUGGUCUGGAUUAGAGAUGUAAAUUUGGGAGCAAGCAACGUAUUAGUUGCACUUAAAGGCAUAAGACUAGAUGAGCUCAUCAAGGAGAGGUUAUAGAUAGAAAAGAAAAGAGGCUAGAACCGGGCCUCCGCACCCAGUGAUCGGAAGUUGAGGAGGAGAGGAAGAAAAGGUGAAGAAGACUUGAGUCAUAAUGAGGUAGGAGGAAAAGAGAGGAGGUGAGAGGGCAAGGAGAGAGAGAGAGAGAGAGAGAGUGGUGGAAUCCCUGUGGAGUUAGUCGUGAUUGGACGCAGGGCUCUGACUCCACUCCAGAAAUCACAGUGGUUAGCUCUUCCUGCUACCUGUACCCUGGCAGCCAAGCUGUGGCUAAUGACAUAGGAUUGGCCAGUUCAAUGUUCCUGCCCAUGACUUUGAGUCAUGAGGGAGUUGUGCAAAGGCUGCAGGAACAGUUUAUUUAUGGCAGUGUCCUUUUUACUAGAAGAUAUAUCUGAAGACUUUAAGGACGAAGAAUCAUGCCUUUUGCAUCUUAAGGUGAUACAGUUAAUAUUGGAGAUGUAUCCUACAAGUUGAAAACGCCUAAGAGCCCGGAACUUGUGCCACAGAACUACUUUUCAGACUCUCUGGCUCAAUCAGUAAUUCAACAUCUAAGAUGGAUAAUGCAGAAGGAUCUUUUGGGGCAAGAUGUCUUUCUAAUAGGACCUCCUGGUCCUCUUCGACGCUCUAUUGCUAUGCAGUACCUGGAGUUGACCAAACGGGAGGUUGAAUACAUCGCCUUAUCAAGAGACACCACCGAAACUGAUCUCAAACAGCGUCGAGAGAUCCGCGCAGGCACUGCUUUUUACAUCGAUCAGUGUGCAGUUCGUGCAGCCACAGAAGGUAGAACUCUCGUUUUGGAAGGCUUGGAAAAGGCGGAGAGGAAUGUUCUUCCUGUUUUGAACAACUUGCUGGAAAAUAGGGAGAUGCAGCUUGAAGAUGGACGCUUCCUGAUGUCUGCCGAGCGUUACGACAAACUUCUGCAAGAUCAUACCAAAACAGAAUUGGAUGCUUGGAAGAUUGUCCGAGUUAGUGAAGAUUUCCGAGUGAUCGCCUUGGGCUUGCCAGUACCUAGGUACUCUGGGAAUCCAUUAGAUCCCCCGCUCCGGUCUCGAUUUCAAGCCAGAGAUAUUUAUUAUCUACCCUUCCAGGACCAACUUAAACUGUUGUAUUCAGUUGGAGCCAAUGUUUCUGCUGAGAAAAUUUCUCAACUCUUAUCCUUUGCCACCACUCUCUGUUCCCAAGAAUCUUCUACUCUUGGACUUCCAGAUUUUCCUUUAGAUAGUUUACCAGCUGCAGUUCAAAUCCUGGAUUCCUUUCCUAUGAUGUCCAUCGAACAUGCAAUCCAGUGGCUUUACCCGUACGCUGUUUUACUAGGACAUGAAGGGAAGAUGGCUGUGGAAGUUGUUUUAAAACGCUUUGAACUCCAAGAUUCAAGAAGCUCUGUGCUUCCUGAAGAGGUUGUGAGAGUGGAGAAGAUGACUGAAAACCAUGUCUUCCAAGCUUCUGUGACCAUCCGGAUUGCAGAAAAAGAGGUGACCAUUAAGGUGCCAGCUGGGACCAGGCCAUUAAGUCAACCUUGCACAUCAGACCGUUUUGUACAAACUUUAAGCCAUAAACAACUACUGGCUGAAAUGAUGCUGUCUCACAUGGUUAAGGACAUAUGUUUAAUUGGAGGAAAAGGUUGUGGAAAAACAGUCAUCGCUAAGAACUUUGCAGAUACCUUAGGAUACAAUAUAGAACCUAUCAUGCUCUAUCAGGAUAUGACAGCGCGUGAGCUGCUACAGCAGAGAUACACGCUUCCAAAUGGAGACACUGCCUGGCGGUCCUCACCCCUUGUAAAUGCUGCUCUGGAAGGGAAGCUGGUCCUCCUGGAUGGCAUUCACAGAGUCAAUGCGGGUACAUUCGCUGUAUUACAAAGAUUGAUCCAUGACCGAGAGCUAAGCCUCUAUGAUGGCUCUAGGCUGCUGAGAGAAGACCGGUAUAUGCGUUUAAAGGAGGAGCUACAAAUGUCUGAUGAACAGCUACAGAAGAGAUCGAUUUUUCCUGUCCACCCCUCCUUCAGAAUCAUCGCCUUAGCAGAACCCCCUGUUACUGGAAGCACUGCACAGCAGUGGCUGGGACCAGAAUUCUUAACCAUGUUCUUUUUCCAUUACAUGAAACCACUUGUCAAAAGUGAAGAAAUCCAAGUGAUUAAGGAAAUGGUCCCAAAUAUGCCUCAGGAAGCUUUGGACAAAUUGUUAUCAUUUACACACAAACUCAGAGAGACACAGGAUCCAACAGCCCAGUCAUUGGCAGCAUCCCUUUCUACCAGACAGCUGUUGAGGAUUUCUCGCCGGCUGUCACAGUAUCCUAACGAAAAUCUUCACAGCGCUGUCACUAAAGCCUGUCUUUCCAGGUUUUUGCCAAGCCUUGCAAGGUCAGCAUUAGAAAAAAAUCUGGCAAAUGCUACAAUAGAAAUAAGUACUGAUAAUAACCUGGAGCCAGAAAUGGAGGAUUACAAAUGUGAAGUCACAUCUGGAUCUCUGAGGAUUGGAGCUGUUAGUGCACCGAUCUAUAAUGCCAAUGAGAAAAUGAAAGUGCCUGAUGUUCUGUUCUAUGACAACAUCCAGCACAUGAUAGUGAUGGAAGAUAUGCUCAAAGACUUUCUUCUUGGAGAACACCUAUUAUUGGUUGGGAACCAGGGCGUAGGAAAAAACAAGAUUGUUGAUAGAUUCCUUCACCUGCUCAACAGACCUCGAGAAUAUAUCCAGCUGCACAGGGACACCACGGUCCAAACACUUACUCUUCAGCCUUCUGUUAAAGAUGGACUUAUUGUGUAUGAAGACUCACCUUUGGUUAAAGCAGUAAAAUUGGGUCAUGUUCUGGUAGUAGAUGAAGCAGACAAAGCCCCAACAAAUGUCACCUGUAUUUUAAAAACUCUAGUAGAAAAUGGAGAAAUGAUUCUAGCAGAUGGAAGGCGCAUUGUUGCAAAUUCUGCAUUAGUCAAUGGAAGAGAAAAUGUUGUAGUGAUCCAUCCUGACUUUAGGAUGAUUGUUCUGGCCAACAGACCUGGAUUUCCUUUCCUAGGCAAUGAUUUCUUCGGUACCUUAGGUGAUAUUUUUAGCUGCCAUGCAGUUGAUAAUCCCAAACCCCACUCGGAACUCAAGAUGCUCAGGCAGUAUGGCCCCAAUGUGCCCAAGCCCAUCCUUCAGAAGCUCGUGGCUGCCUUUGGAGAGCUGAGGAGUUUAGCUGACCAGGGCAUUAUUAACUAUCCUUAUUCUACCAGAGAAGUUGUCAACAUCGUCAAGCAUUUACAGAAAUUUCCCACUGAAGGUCUCUCCAGUGUGGUUAGGAAUGUGUUUGACUUUGAUUCCUACAACAACGACAUGCGGGAGAUUUUGAUUAACACUUUACACAAAUAUGGGAUACCCAUUGGAUCAAAACCUACCAGCGUGCAGCUGGCAAAGGAGUUGCCUCUGCCAGAGCGGACUUUCAUGGGCUAUUGGACAAUUGGUCAGUCAAGAAAUGGAAUGCAAAAACUAUUGUGUCCAGCAGAAACUCAUCAUAUAGAUGUAAAGGGUCCAGCACUUAUAAACAUACAGGAGUAUCCAAUAGAAAGACAUGAAGGAAGAUCCCAAACCUUUACUGAAGAAUGUGCCUCCUGGAAGUUACCACUGGAUGAAAUUAACUUAAUCUGCGACAUCGCUACAUCACAUGAAAAUGAGGAAAAUACUCUCUAUGUAGUUGCAUGCAAUCCCGUUUCCUUAUACUUUAUGAAUAUGACUGGGAAAAGCGGCUACUUUGUGGACCUUUUUGACAUCUUCCCAAGAACGGCCAGUGGAGUCUGGCACCCAUUUGUGACAGUGGCACCUCUGGGAAAUCCCCUCAAGGGUCAAGUGAUUCUCCAUGAGCAGCAGAGCAAUGUCAUCCUGUUGUUGGAUACCACUAGCCAAGCCCUUCAUCGUCUCAUCUUACCUUCAGAAGAGUUUACACUUAGGAAAACCUCCUGGUGGAACAAAGAGGAAGCUGAAACUUACAAAAUGUGUAAAGAAUUUGCGCACAAAAACUGGCUAGUAUUCUACAAAGAAAAAGGGAACACCCUGGCUGUGCUGGAUGUUCUAGAAGGGCGAACUCACACCAUCUCACUUCCCAUCAACCUCCAGACAGUUUUUCUUGUAGCAGAAGACAAAUGGCUUCUGGUGGAGAGCAAAACACAUCGGAAAUAUCUUUUAACUAAGCCUGCACACAUCGAAUCUGAGGACAGUAGGGUUUGCCAGUUGUAUGUGCUGAAAGAGGAGCUGCCUAGCACAGGGUUUGGAGUCACACAAGAAACAGACUUCAGCAUACCUCAUAAAAUUUCAAGUCAUCAACUAUCAUCUGAAAAUCUGAGUUCAGCUGUGGGACAAAAGAUUGCCUCUCCUAACCGAAUUCUUUCGGAUGAGGAUAGUUAUGCUACAGUCGUGGUUGGUUUCCCAGAUCUCAUGUCACCUAGUGAAGUUUAUUCUUGGAAAAGGCCAACAUCUUUGCAUAAAUCAAGGGUCACUGAUACAUUCUAUGGAGGGAAGAAGAAAAUUGGAACUCCAAAGCAGAGCAAUUGUGUGACGCUUUUGGAUGCUAAUCAGAUAGUCAGGAUUUUGCCCCCAGGAGAAAUCCCUCUAAAAGAUAUCUACCCAAAAGAUGUUAUCCCUCCACAAACAGCUGGCUAUAUAGAAGUCACUGAUCUCCAAUCAAAGAGACUCCGAUACAUCCCUAUUCCCGGAUCAGACUUUCUCUCACCAUAUACCACGUGGCUAUCUACUAUCUCGGACACAGAUGCACUGCUGGCUGAGUGGGGCAAAGGUGGCGUUGUCACUGUUGAUAUGGGAGGUCGCAUCCGGCUUUGGGAAACUGGACUGGAACAUCUGCAGCGGUCACUUAUGGAAUGGAGAAACAUGGUUGGACAAGAAGGUGACAGGCUUAUGCAGAUAACAAUCCACAGAGAGAGCGGUGAAGACGUGAGUUCCCCCAAACACGGCAAGGAGGACCCAGACAACGUGCCGCAUGUGGGCGGCAACACUUGGGCUGGCGGCACAGGGGGAAGAGACACUGCAGGUCUGGGCGGCAAAGGAGGUCCUUACCGGCUGGAUGCGGGCCAUGCAGUGUACCAGGUCUCUAAGGCUGAGAAAGAUGCAGUUCCUGAGGAGGUGAAGAGAGCUGCGAGAGAGAUGGGCCAGAGAGCGUUUCAGCAGAGGCUAAAGGAGAUCCAAAUGAGUGAAUAUGAUGCUGCAACCUAUGAAAGGUUUUCAGGGGCUGUUCGACGGCAGGUGCACUCCCUCCGAAUUAUCCUGGAUAAUUUACAGGCUAAAGGUAAAGAAAGACAGUGGCUAAGACACCAAGCUACCGGGGAACUAGAUGAUGCCAAGAUCAUUGAUGGGUUGACUGGAGAAAAAGCCAUCUACAAACGCCGGGGUGAGCUGGAGCCACAACUGGGCAGCCCGCAACAGAAACCCAAGCGCCUGCGCCUGGUGGUGGACGUGUCGGGCAGCAUGUACCGCUUUAACGGGGUGGAUGGCCGGCUUGAGCGCUCGAUGGAAGCCGUGUGUAUGGUCAUGGAGGCCUUUGAGAGCUAUGAGGAGAAGUUCAAGUAUGACAUUGCUGGACACUCUGGAGAUGGCUACAACAUUGCUCUAGUUCCAGUUAACAAAAUCCCCAAGGACAAUAAGCAAAGACUAGAAAUUCUCAGGACGAUGCACGCCCACGCUCAGUUCUGCAUGAGUGGGGACCACACAUUAGAGGGGACAGAACACGCCAUCAAGGAAAUCGCCAAAGAAGAAGCUGACGAGUACUUUGUCAUUGUCUUAAGUGACGCCAACCUGUCACGCUAUGGAAUACAUCCUGCCAAGUUUGCCCAGAUCCUGACAAGCAACCCUCAAGUAAAUGCUUUUGCCAUUUUUAUUGGAUCUUUAGGUGAUCAAGCAGCCAGGCUUCAGAGAACUCUACCAGCUGGCCGGUCUUUCGUUGCCAUGGAUACCAAGGACAUCCCUCAGAUCUUACAACAGAUUUUCACCUCCACCAUGCUGUCCAGUGUUUAAGAAGUGCCCUUUAUCAUCCCGAUGACCCUGGGAUUUGAAAUAAGCUAGGAAGAAAGAGUAUUCUGAAGAAAAGAAGAGGUCUAUAAAGUGCCCCCGAGUGAUGACUGGAUAAUUCUGGCAUUCCCGGGCCUUCCUGUGCUUGCUAAGUGAUCAGAGUUCAGAGAAGCAGCCGGAGCGAGGCCCGUGCAUGGAAAUCUACAACCAUUGAUGGGUUUACAAGCCAUUAGAGGAAGUGAGUUGUCCUGCAUUAUACAAAAGGUCAGGGUUAAGGGAAGAUGGUUUGAGAACUAUGGUGCCUGGUCUGUUUCCAAAAACCUGACGGAAGGAGUACCUUGCUUUGGCCUUAACAAAGCACCUGGUCACCUAAGAUAACAAAAGUGACCCCAGCAAACUAAGCCUUUGAUGCCACAUUCUGACGCUGGAAUACAAGUCUGUGCAAACUCACCCAACCAGCUCCUCUUCAAUAAUUAUUUUUAUUUUCUCCUCCACUCUGUACUGCCCAACAAACAAUGACUUUACAGUAUUUAACCCACUGAAAAGUCCUUUCAAUGGCAAUAUUCUAUACAAGGUUGGGUUUUCUCAAUAAUUUCAUUUUCUUAGCCAAAACCAAAAGGAAUCAAAAGAUCCUUGGAUUGCUUCCCUUCCCACAUGACUUUUAAAAGGCUUUUUAAAUAAUAAGGAGCAAAUGUCCUAUUCUCCAUGCUGCUGGGAUUGGAGGGAUGUUUUGCCUUGAGUUUCCUGUUUCUUCUCCUUCUUUAGCGCUCCUCAAAAGUUUCACACUCCUCCGUUUUGGUGUCCAAAAUGUAAUGCUCAAAAUAACAAAUGCUUAUGUUUUUACAUAAAGUAAAGUAAAAACAAGGCAGUAUGUUUGAACUGAAUGGUAAUGAGAUUUCUUUAGCUAUAAAUAUAUAUAUAUAUAUAUAUAUAUAUAUUUAAGCCUCAUUUUUUAUUCCCACUCUCUCUUGGGCUGACCUUUACUUAUCAAUAGACUCGAUGUCAGUUUUUUUUUAAUCAAAUGCUCCAGCAGAAGCCAGUCUCUUUCCAACCAUAUAAUAAAAGUUUCUCUUCACCUUCGAUGGUAAAGUCUGAAAUGCUGGGGGCACCAUGGUGUCUGUGCUUUCAUAAGACAAGUUGGAAAAAUUAGUCUUGUUAAUAAUGGUAAGUUAUUCACCCAUACAUAGUGGGAAUUGUACGAUUCAUUUUACUUUAAUUAUAGGAAAGAAAAAUAGAUGACACCCAUUUGUUUCACCAAUCCAUCUCCCUAUCAAAGAAAUAAAAGCAAUCCGAUUUCCAGUGCAGUAUUGCCCAGCAAGUUUGCGUGGCUUGUCUUGUUUCUCUAGACAGACGCUUGCUUUGCAUCCAAUGAUGCAAACAAUUUCAAUCCAAGAGGUAUCUUUAAAAAUGCAAUUGCAGGGCUUCCCUGGGGGCGCAGUGGUUAAGAAUCCGCCUGCCAACGCAGGAGACACGGGUUCGAGCCCUGGUCCGGGAAGACACCACAUGCCGCGGAGCAACUAAGCCCGUGCGCCACAGCUACUGAGCCUGCGCUCUAGAGCCCGCGAGCCACAACUAUUGAAGCCCACGCGCCUAGAGCCCGUGCUCUGCAACAAGAGAAGCCACCGCGAUGAGAAGCCCCUGCACCGCAACGAAGAGUAGUGCCCACUCGCCGCAACUAGAGAAAGCCCACACGCAGCAACAAAGACCCAGCUCAGCCAAAAAUAAGUAAAAUAAAUUUUUUUAAAAUGCAAUUGCAUUAAUAACAACAAUAAUGAUAAUGAUAAGAACGGCAGCUAGCAUUUACUGAUUACUAUGUACCAGGUAUGCUAAGUGAUUUCAUACAUUAUUCCAUUCAAUCCUCACAACAGUACAUGUAAAAUAGGUCUUUUUUAACCUCAUUUACAGAUAAGGAAAGUGAGGCUCAGAGAACUUAAAUCACUUUCCCAAGAUUCCCAUUUCUAGACUAUUGACUAACUACUCAUUGUACUAUUAACAUCCUCUUUUUACAAAGAAGGAAACUGAGGCUUAGGGAAAUUCAAGAAAAUAGGGGCAAGGGCAGAGCUGUGACCCUGGACUGUCCCCUCUCAUGCUUUAUUCUUGCAAACCUAGAUGUCGAACUUUUGGUGCCUUUUUCUCCUUUCUCCCAGUGCAGUUUCUCUUCUUGCAAAAUGACCGCAUUUCCUAGAGCUCCCUCUCCGCGGUACUCAGAAACUAUCUGCACAAUUUGAGCACUUAGAGGAGGGAGUGGGGACCAAGGACAUGGGACACUGCUGGAGGGACACUUCUAACUGCUCCUUCUUGGGCCCGCAGCGAAUUGAGGAAGUGUCCAUCCAAGGGGCAGCUUAACCCCCUAGGGGUGCCCCUUUGCUAGAGGGUCACAGCCCCUGAAAGCCUUUGGAAGUUGAAUCCUAGAGUGAUUGACGGAACAGCCUUUUAAUGAAUCCUCCCUAUGGGUAACUACCUGAGUAAGCAGAAGCCUUGUUUUUUUUUUUUAUAACAUGGAAAGAAUGUUCUCAAGUAAUUUAAUUUCCCUUUCCCCACUGGCCAGACAUCCUUUGCAAAAGUUAUUUUUUAAAAAUAUGUAACUCCUGGCUUUUCUGAUUUGUAAGAGGGAAGGCUGAUGGGGGAGGGGAGUAGAGAGUGAGAAAAUGAAGGGCUUCUUUUCACUUGCAAUACCUAAGAAGUUGUGCCUUUAAUAUUAAAUGCACUUAAUUAUAGGCCACUCCAAGCUGUUCCCAGGCCCUUCUUAGGGCCAGGACGUUAUAAUA